UAAAUUCGCCAAUGUUCUUCCUCUUCUUCCUGCCCCCACACUUGGGCAUAGUAGUAGGCCCAUAAUGCAAUGGCGCACCAGAUGCAGACACACGAAGCAGCAAUAAAAUAGGAGGCGGGGGAGCUGCGGGUGUUCCUUGGAACAGAACAACAAGGGGAUAAAACGGAGAGCCCCAAGCGGGUGAGGGUGCCAGGGCCAGAGGAGGAGGAGGAGGAGGAGGAGGAAGGGGCGGCGGUGAGCAGCGCGGCUUUCCGGGGCGGACGCACCGAGGGAGAGGGCAGCGAGGCGCGUGGGAGCCGCCAUGCUUCUCCCCGCUUCUUCGUCUUCCUUGUACGCUUCCAAAGGUGACUCCUUUGGGAAAACAGGUGAUGAUGAUAUGGGGUCAACUUUGAAUUUUAAUAAUAAGCCUCCUGUAUUUGCAAGUCAAAACAUUGACUAUGGCCACCCAAUAACUCGCAUUUCAUACCCAUACAGUGAUUCUAAUCCAGGACUUUGGGCGGCCUACGGAUCACGUGCUAUGUUCCAUACCCAAAUCGCUGGAGGUGGGACAUCCACAAACACAAGAGUUCCCUUACCUCUCGAAUUAGCAGAGGAUGAGCCCAUAUUUGUCAAUCCCAAACAAUAUCAUGGGAUUCUUCGCAGAAGACAGCUGCGUGCUAAGUUAGAGGCCCAGAAUAAACUCAUCAAAAACAAAAAGCCCUACCUUCACGAAUCUCGUCAUCGUCAUGCAAUGAAGAGGGCAAGAGGUUCUGGUGGACGUUUUCUCAAUUCCAAAGAGCUUCAGCAGCAGCAGCAACAGCAGUCUUGCACCGUCUCCACCAAUGCCACCGCAGAUGGAGCGAAUUCCUCGGGUUCAACCCAUCUACGGCUAGGUAGCGGCUCAGCUGGAGAUCGAACCACAUUGUCCUCCAAAACAGUAGCCUCACAAGAGAACAGCAAGAGAGUCGCUGCCCCUGCCCCCGCCUUCACCAUGACACCCAUGCUGCGCAAGGACGAUGCCUUCUUCCAGCAGCACGGCCACCAUCUCAGCUUCUCUGGCCACUUUGGCCAGGCAAGCGGGCGGUAUACAUAAUAAUGGGUACUUGGCUUAGUUUGAUAACCAGCGUGAUCUGGUGAUCAGGCAAUUCAUCCUUGGCUUAGUUUCUGGCGUGUUAGGAUUUAAGAGUUUCUGCCGUGUUUUAGGACUUCAGAGAUAUUGGUAUCUCGUAGUUUCAAUAGAGAAAGAAGAGUACUUUUGUGCUUUGCAGCCCACAACUCGAUCGGGGCUUGAUGUGAUGUACUGUUGUCUGUUGUAACAAACACUUCUCAGUGUAUCUAUGCAUUCUGGACUCCAAUGUGCUUCCCUUGUGAAAGUAGCAAGUAAAGAAAUUAAGAAAUGCUUUCUAAA
Molecule: messenger RNA, 1387 nt
Organism: Brachypodium distachyon (stiff brome)
Lineage: Eukaryota; Viridiplantae; Streptophyta; Magnoliopsida; Poales; Poaceae
Product: nuclear transcription factor Y subunit A-4
Exons: 5
Coding region: 302-1072 (256 amino acids)
Biological process (GO): regulation of transcription by RNA polymerase II
Molecular function (GO): RNA polymerase II cis-regulatory region sequence-specific DNA binding; DNA-binding transcription factor activity, RNA polymerase II-specific
Source: RefSeq, a predicted model, not a curated record